This is a messenger RNA of Alligator mississippiensis (American alligator), 2095 nucleotides long. It is a transcript of the gene KCTD4, whose product is annotated as potassium channel tetramerization domain containing 4. Gene Ontology annotation, molecular function: protein binding. NCBI's taxonomy places the organism in Eukaryota, Metazoa, Chordata, Crocodylia, Alligatoridae. The coding region runs from base 264 to 1037 and encodes 257 amino acids. The transcript has a single exon. Gene Ontology annotation, biological process: protein homooligomerization. The record is from RefSeq and is a predicted model, not a curated record.
GGCUUAAAUAAAAUAAUAAUUUCUUGUAUACCCCCUCCUCUUCCCUUAUACAGUUAAAUGCAAAUUCUCCUGUACAGUCGUAGCUUACUGCAUACAUAGCUGAUACGCCACCUACUGCAAAACUGAGCUGACAGUCCAUGCAUUGCUAGCAGCAUUUCCAUUCCAUCACCGUGCCGGAGCUGAAUAAAGGUGCUUUUAAAUACCUCUUUUUCAAGCAAACAAGAACCGGACAAAGCAGCUGUCUUUUUACUCUGCCUUAGAGAAUGGAGCGAAAGAUAAACAAAAGAGAAAAGGAAUAUGAAGAAAGACACAGCAACUCUGAGGGCUCUGAUCAAGACAAGAACUGUAAAAUGUCUCUGAUUACCCUCAAUGUUGGUGGAUAUCUGUAUAUUACACAGAAGCAAACACUAAGCAAGUACCCAGACUCUUUUCUUGAAGGUGUGGUAAAUGGAAAAAUUCUGUGUCCAUUUGAUGCAGAUGGCCAUUACUUCAUAGAUAGGGAUGGACUCCUUUUCAGGCACAUUCUGAACUUCCUACGAAAUGGAGAACUUCUUCUACCAGAGGGGUUUCGAGAAAAUCAACUUUUGGCACAAGAAGCAGAUUUUUUUCAGCUCAAGAUUUUAUCUGAUGCAGUGAAAUCAAGGUGGGAGAAAGAACAGCUAGCAUCCAGAGAGACUACUUUCCUGGAAAUAACUGACAGCCACGACCGUUCACAAGGUCUUAGAAUCUUUUGUAAUGCUCCAGAUUUCAUAGCAAAAAUCAAAUCUCGAAUUGUGCUAGUAUCCAAAAGCAGGCUUGAUGGAUUUCCAGAGGAGUUUUCAAUAUCUUCAAAUAUUAUUCAAUUUAAAUACUUCAUAAAGUCUGAAAAUGGUACACGACUUGUACUGAAGGAGGACAACACCUUUGUCUGCACCCUGGAAACACUUAAGUUUGAAGCUAUAAUGAUGGCUUUAAAAUGUGGAUUUAGACUGCUGACCAGUCUGGAUUGUUCCAAAGGGUCAAUUGUUCACAGCGAUGCACUUCAUUUUAUCAAGUAAUUACAAAGACAAAGGCAACGAGCAUGCAGUCCAGUAAACCUCAUUUAACUACAGCACCCAGGCAUCACAAAUAAUGUAUCUAACUAGCCUUGUACCACAGAGCUCUACUGCUAAUCAAUUAAUGUGACCUAAUGGUAUGUAAAUUCCAUAAUAACAUUCAUCUCUGAGUUAUUUGUGCUGAACAAGAAUUUUAUGCCUAAAUUUAAUAAUAAAAAAAAAUUGCUAAACAUUGUAAAUCCAGAUCAAAUACUGCUAUUUGCAUAUGUUUCCUUCAUGCUGCCUUUCAUCCAGAGAGUGUAGCUGAAACGGUUCUGUGUACUUGUAUGACUAACAUGCCUACACCUUAUUGUUCAGCUGAACAGUGCUGGAAGUAUUUUCAUUUAAUAUCCAAGCUUAAAAAUGUUUUGCUUAUGAAAAAAUUCACACUGGAUUUUAACUGGAAUAAAACAUUUUGAGUGUUCAUUACAGUUUCUGCAAAUCUAUUAAAAACAAAUUAUACUAAAAUGCAAUGAGACUAAAAAGGUUUAAAAGGCAUCAACUUGAUUUUGAAAUUAAACACCUAUGAUUCUACAGCUCACAUACUUGAAAGCAAAUUAGUGACUGAGCUGUACAUUUCAUGAGGAUUAUCAAAGAAAAUGCCUACACAAAAACUAGCAUAGCUUUCUUUUCUUAUUUCCUCCCAUACCUAUUAUAGGACAUAUUUGUAUUCAUUAAGGUAGGUAGAACUUGUUUAUUUAAAAUAUAUGUAUUUAAAGGUUAUUCAAAAGGUUUUGCAUACAAUGUCAAGCAACAGGUUUUCAAAUAAUGACAUCCUACUAUGCUGAAGUUGGUGUUUCUCACUAAUUACUGCUGUUCACAAAGAGUAGCAAAUUAACAGAUUCAUUGCUUUGCACAAUGGCUUGCUAAUAGUACCUGGAAUUUCUAGUUUUGAACAGAACACCUGCUGGUAUUUGACCUGCAUAAGUGUAAAUGGUAAAUUAGAUGUCUUUCUUCUUUCACACCAUCCAUACUAUUUAUUAUCUACUCCCUUCUUUCACUGAUUUUUAUUACAGUAUCAA